Messenger RNA from Zootermopsis nevadensis, 4419 nucleotides. RefSeq lists its product as uncharacterized. The record is from RefSeq and is a predicted model, not a curated record. Lineage: Eukaryota; Metazoa; Arthropoda; Insecta; Blattodea; Termopsidae. Gene Ontology annotation, molecular function: interleukin-17 receptor activity.
UUCGUGGGGAUGUCCUGGAGAAUUCCUGGAAAAGUCCUGGAGAAAUUCUGGUUAAGUCGUAGAGUGGUGUAGGAUAAGUCCGUGAUAGUUUAUGCGUAAUUUCAUUGGUCAUCGAGACGUGCUGGAGAAAUCGUGAAGUGCUGGUGAAUUUCAGCGGCAUGACCGUGACAACAGCAGCAUCUGGCGGAAGUAUGCUUGUAUUAUGUGUGAAGUACAUCAAUACUAGUGGUAAUGGCGUGUAAUGCAGUUGUGUUGAAAUGGUCUUGCGUAGUGUUGGUUUGGACCAUUUUCAAUUACGAUACUUUUGAAAGUGUAUGCAGCUUGAGGCCUUGUGUUGUGUAACAAAGUUGCAAAAUAAAUUUAUUCUUACAUAUAAGAAAAUCUGAAACAAUGAAGUGGUUAAAAACUGCUUUGGUGGUUGCCAUUUUAUGCCGGUGCAGUUGUGAGGAUAUAGACUGCAACAACAUGUUCUCUGAUAAUGAAUAUGGACAGAUGGAGUGCAUUCAGGAAGAGAUUGAAUCUGAAAGUAAAGAAGUCAAGUCAUGUAAUACAAUUGAUGCAGAAAACAUCUCAUGGACAGUUGUGAACUCAAAAAGUGGUACAGUUGCUGUAGAGUUCAGUCUGAUGUCCAUAUCUUGUGGGUAUGAGUUUUACAUGCUGAGUAUGUAUGUGGAUGAAAAAUUAAGAAAUGCAAAAGAAUGUGGUGAUGUAAAAGCCCCUACACUACAUUCUAAUAGAUCUGUGAAAAUACUGGAUAGUGAACCUGGAAACACAACAGAAGUACAAAGGACAAGAAAAGUAUCUUCUUGUGGAAGGACUGCAACUGUGAAGUUUAACUACGUGUUCAGUGGUUGCUAUUUAUUGGAAAUUGAAGCAGUGAAAGAUAUGAUAGAUGGUGUUAUUGUUGCUUCAUUGCCUUUUUUUAUAGUGACUGAAUACAAAAAGGAUUUAUUAACUCAAAAGAUACCAACAAUCACCAAUCAGUAUACUACAGCACUACAACAAAUUGAUGUAAGUGUCCACUUCGAGUCAGUUGAAGACAUUGAAGAUCUGCAUAUGGGGUUUCGCCUCAUCUCUGAUGUAGAUCAUACAAAGGACAGAGCAUGCUACGUGUCAGGACAUGAGCACUCAUGUUGCAUUUAUAGGACAUCUGGACAGUUCAUGUGUAAAUUGAAAGACAGUGUGACAGACAUAUCAUUGUGCCAUAUAGACAGUGAUGAGAUACGAUGCACCAUACAGAAUGUUACAACAGGAUUUUAUUGUGUGAUAGUGGAAAUUGUUGACGAUCGAUGCAUGAAGAAUACAGUUUGGAAUGAUUAUUCUUACUGUAGAUACAACAGCAAAGUCUUUGAAGUAAAUUCAACCUUGCCACACUCAAUCGCAAUACCAACACCACUGCUACCACAGUUGUCUGUAGAUGUUGUACUGGUGUCUGUGUUCGUAGUCUUGGUGUUGAUAGGUGUUAUUGUAACCCUGUUCAUCUGGAGAAGAAGGAGGAGGCCAAGUUCAGAACCUGAUCAUAACCAAUAUCUGAAGAAUCAAGCUGUCCCACCUAGACCAAAAAUUCUUCUUCUCUAUCCUCGUGACUGUGAACCAUUCAUGAACAUGAUGGCAGCAUUUAGAGAGAUGUUAAAACAAGUUACAAAAUGUGAGGUGUAUGAUUGUUUUGACCCCCUUAUUGAGGAGAACUUGUUCCAGAAUAAAACAGAUUGGGUCACGGCACACACAACAUCUCCGGAAGUGAAAGUCGUGGUUAUUGAGAGUAAGUGUGCAGUACUGCACCAGAUGGCUCUCUUCCAGCACAUGAAAAUUAUAUAUAAAGAGCCCACAUGUUUGGAUGAUCUCUUCUCAUAUGGGCUGAGAGUACUCAGGGAAGACCUGCAAAAGAACACGUAUGGGAGAGUGUUUGUUGUACGUAUUCAUGGUUUCACAGAAGAAAGUGAUAAUUUGUGUCACAUAACGCCGUUCGCAAGAUACGUCAUGCCUCAGAAUAUGGAGAAACUACUGAGUAGUUUGUACCAGUUGAAAACCCGUCACAAAAGCCAUAUCACAACUUGUACUGCAAGGCAUUUGACGCAGAGUUCGUUGGAAUAUGUUUUAAUCUUAAAUGAAGAAAAUGACAUCAGCAAACAAAAACUGCAGGAAGACAUCAGGACACUGCAGAUAUUUAAGCAUCAGAACAGAGAUUAUUUGGAUAAGUUGCUUGAGAAGAAUAUAAAAUGAUUUAUUAAAAGACUGAAUAUGAAGUUCAAAUUGUAUACAUAAGUGACAAAAUAUGAUUUAUUUGUAACAACAUUGACUUGAUCUCUUUUAUGAACUCUAUAUGUACAAAGUAUUAAAGACAGUGAAGCGAGUUGUGAACGAAACUGUGUGUGGAAGAAAGGAACAGAUUCGUGUUGGACGUUGUUUAAACAUCGCUGUUUAAUAUUGUGCUUGAAGUAUUGUUUCUCAGUGAAAUAUGGCUUGAAAUCAAGAGUGAACCCAGAACAUUGUAAGGGUUUGAUACAGCACUGCCAGUCAUCAAAUGAAGAAAUUAUUUAACUCGUUUGGAAGAGGUAAGCGUAGCUACUGAUAUCACUUCCAGCUUCUGUUUUUAGUUAGUUUUCUUGUUCUUCUAGGAAUUGAAAGCCUGUCUGUAGUUAGAAGCUUAGGAAAAGUAGUUUUGAGUACGUAAUUGGCUGUGUUUGCAUUUGUAUUUAUGAACCAAAGAGAGUAGUACAGAAAAAAGGAAGCAUGUUUGUGCCUUAACCCCGUUUGCAGUUGACACGGUGCUCGUAGGAAACAUCACUGGUUAUUUUGCGGUAUUUGCGCAAAGUGCAUAGCGUGAACGCAUUAUUGGUCAUGUCCGUCUGUCCAUCAAGUUAAUUCAACUUGGAUGAAAUUUGAUUUGACGUUUGUGCUAUUCUGCACAAACUUCCAAAAACAUAUUUUGAAUAUCCUAUGAGCGUUGAUAACAAAAUGGCUGAUGAGGAAGUUUGUGAGGUAGACACUGAGGUACUGCUGAGAUCUGGUGGCCAAAGUGGGAACUGUCAGACAAGGUGAAUUUUCACCUCUAAAUGCAUGUUGCAAAUGGAGGAGGUGGACCGAGCGAUCAACCCCGACGCUAUAAAGGCAAAAAUGAGAGAUGAGAAAGAAGAAGAAAUGCAUGUUGCAAAUAAUUCAUGCGGAUAUGUGUAUUUCAGUAUGGAAUACACUUUCUGAGCUUGUUCAUAUCAUAUAAAGUCAGUGUGUCUUCCUAGAAACUGCAUUUCAGAGGAACAUAUUGCUUCCAUCUUCAGGGCUGAAGUGAGGUUGUUUUGGAAAUGGCUAGUUUAUAUAGACACAGGAGAAGGAAUAGCCUAAGGCGUGGUGCCGGGGAGCUCGAUCAGUAUAGUGACUGACUGUGGACUGGAUGAUGGAUUUGAUCCCGUACAGGGGCAGAGAAUUUUUCCUUUUACCUCUGCGUCCAGACUCGCUCUGUGGCCCACACAGCCUCCCAUCCAGUGGGUAUCAGGGUCCUUUCCUGGUGGUAUAACGUGAAUAUGGGAUCAAAGUGGUCCAUUUUUCAUGUUGGGUUUGAGUUUGAGGAGACUUAGAAGAAUGAAAGGCUAGGAGAAGCACUGACUGUAAAUGGGAGAAAAUAGUAGGUGUUGGAAAAUAAAGUAAAGAGGAGAAACGCAGAAUAGGAUCAAGAAAUGAAGCAGAUGAGGUAGGCAGUGGGUAAAGAGUAUCGUAGUUGGUAUAAUUGAUUUCGCUGCGGCGCUGUUGGUUAGUUCCCAAAGUGAAUCACAACCGUCACAAGGAAAUUGAAAGGAAAAGAAUAAUUUUAAUGUUGGUGUCACUGAUUCAGUUUUGAAUUUCCACGUUGCAGAAAUCCAUAGGUAUUUAUGAGAAUUGUUGUAUUAUAACAGAUGUAAGACAAAGGACUGAGGUCAGGUUGUUUUUUUUAGUACCUGUGAUUGACUUUUGACUAUUAUCCUCAAAUAUACAUUUACCUGACUAUAUACGGAUAAUGACAAAAUAUCGGAGUCUGAAUUUAUAGUGAGUGCCUUUUUCCUCCGCAUUCAUCAGACUUUUACACUUUUGUGUUUUAUUUAUGGGAAAGUGUAAAUAUUUUAAUAUCUUUGUAAUGGUAUUUGUUACAUUAAUAUGAAAUUUCAUAAUUGCAAAAAUUGUUGAUGAUGCAACUAUUUUUGCCUUUUAUAAGAAUAAACCUUUAUUUUGAAAAGACGCUUUAAUGUAUUCAAGUUAAAUGUGUCAGUUGUACAAAUAAUUUCAGUUCCAGUAAGAAUGUGUGGUUUAUGCAGAAAAAAGACAGGUUUAUUAGAUUUAAGUUGUAAUAUGUAUUGUGGUCUUUGGUCAUUUGAAGAGAUAAAAUGUAAAUCGUGAUGCUUUUAUUUCAAGCAACACUAAUAUAACUAUUAAAUUUUGUUUCUGCCA